AUGACCAUCACCUCGGACACGAGCGCUCCUCUUGUCGUCGUCGGCGGCUCUACUGGCCAGCAAGGCGGUAGCGUCAUUCGCUCUCUCCAGGAGUCCAACAAGGCCUACCGGAUCCGUGGUCUCACCCGUGAUGUCUCCAAGCCCGCUGCGAAGGCACUCGCCGAGCAAGGAGUCGAAAUGCUCUCCGUAAAUCUCGUGAUCGAGAACAAGGCUCAAGUGGUUGAGGCCUACAAAGCCGCCGACAUUGUGUUUGCGAUGACUAAUUUUUGGGAACAUGUCGAUAAGGCAAAGGAGACCGCGGAAGGCAAGAUGUUUAUCGACGCGGCGCUCGAGGCCAAAGUCCCACUCUUCAUCUUCUCCUCGCUCGGUAGCUUUGAUGAAUAUUCGGGAGGCAAAUAUAAGAAUGUGCACCACUUCGAGAGCAAGGCACAGAUUGCCGAUUAUGGGCGCUUGAAGGCAUCGCCCAGCUUUACAUUUGUGGCCGUCCAAGCUGGUUUCUACUACACCAACCUCACUCGGAACCAGAUCAUCAGGCAGGGGAACGACGGCACUUGGACCGCUGCCCUCCCCUGCAAGCCCGACGCCUUGGUACCCGGCAUCGACAUCGACGAAUAUGGUCUCUGGGUUCGUGCUGCUAUCGAGCACGAGGAGCUUCGAGACGGCCGCGAAAUUUUGACGUGCAGUCAGGAGAUGUCAAUUGGCGACAUGGUUAAGGAGAUUGCGAAACAGACUGGCCUAAAAAUUGCCUUCAAGACUGUCAACAACGACGAGUUCCGUGCGGCCAUGCCCGAAGGGACCCCAGAGCACAUCAAGGACGACUUGGUCGAAUGCUGGAACGCAUUGUCAGAGAUUGGCUACUACAACCGGGAAGAUGUCACCCGCUUCCUGCCUUACCUCAGCCGCAAGACUACGACGUUUGCUGACUGGGUCAAGAAGAAGGACAUGCCGGAGUAUGGGAAGAGGGCAUGA
This is a messenger RNA of Cyclocybe aegerita, 969 nucleotides long. The record is from the annotation of a GenBank genome assembly. Lineage: Eukaryota; Fungi; Basidiomycota; Agaricomycetes; Agaricales; Hemipholiotaceae.